AAAUACAUUAACUAACUAAAACAAAACAUUCAUCCAGUCGGGCCGUCGACUACGUUAGCGAUAUAGGACUGAAAGGUGACUCUCACUCCCGCUCACGAAAUGCGAAUCUGCCCUCUUUGUUCUAUUUUACAUGCAUUUCUCCAUAAGCCAUAAGAACUGUAUAGGGACAAUUUAAAAUACGGCCCAGCCACGGACUUGUGUGAUAAGCGCGAGGCGCCACGUUGGGGGGUCAUUGACCAAUUGACCCUAAGAAGGAGCCGCCAUUGCGAACUACCAAACCAAAAGCACCUUUAUAGAGGUUUAAGACCAUCGUAAGUCGAUUUAGGAGAUAUGGGCAUUUUAUUGAUUAAAUAACAGGGAGCGCGAACUAUUAAUUGGUCGCUGCUAACCGACAUAUGCUGCGUUCUCGAUUUGGUCGCUGGAUAUCGAUCAGACGCUAGCUUCACACACAUAAAAUGGAAUGUGGUUUUAUUUGAUUUUGUGAGCACAUGAAAUCCUGUGACUACGUUUUACUAUUGGCUUAAAAAAAGUGGCUUAAAAUGUCUGCAGAAAAUAAAAAAUUUAAAAGAACUUCGGAGUCAGACAGGACAUCUGAUUAUGACCAUACAACCCAAAAAACUCUGGAAGAGAUUGACUUGAUUCAAAAUCAACUCGAUAGCAUUAAUGAGAAAGCAGCGGAAGAAAUUUUACAGAUUGAAAGAAAAUACAAUCGACUAAGGAAGCCACAGUUUGAAAAAAGGAAUCAGCUAAUUAGCAAUAUUCCUAACUUUUGGGUGACUGCUAUGAUGAACCAUCCUGAUAUAAGUAAUCUAUUUACUGGUCAAGAAGAAGAAGAUUGCUUGCACCACCUCACAAAAGUAGAAAUUGAAGAAUUUGAAGACAUAGUAUCAGGAUAUUCAAUAAAAUUUUAUUUUGAUGAAAAUCCAUAUUUUGAUAAUCCGGUUCUAACAAAAGAGUAUCAUUUGAGCAAUGAUGCUCCAACUUCCAAAAGUACCCUAAUUAAUUGGAAAGAUGGUAUCAUGCUUGGACAAUCUUCUCAAGAUACCGGAAAUAAAACUAACCGAAAAAGACGUUUGGAAUCGAUGAAAACCAGUUUUUUCACAUGGUUUUCGGAUAAUGUUGACCCUUACACCGAUGACAUUGCAGAAGAUUUUAAGGAUGACCUCUGGUUAAACCCAAUGCAAUAUUUUUUAGUUGCUGAUGGACAGGAGGAGGAAAAUGGUGUUGAAAACGAGGACGAAAGCUCAAGUGAUGAUAAUGAAGAACCGGUCGUAGACACUGAAACACCUUCUGUGUCAAACAUGCAAAAUGUGAAUAAAUAAUUAAUUUUGGGAUAUAGAUUUUAUUUUCUAAAGUAGUUUUUAUAGCUAUAGUUCAAUUGAUAAUGAAAAACUUGUAGCACAUUAAGAUAAAUGUAGCACAUAAUGACAAAUAAGUCAAGUAUGAAUAAUAAUUGCAAUAUUUAUUUCA
Anthonomus grandis grandis is the source of this 1470-nucleotide messenger RNA. RefSeq names its product protein SET (gene Set). The transcript is spliced from 7 exons. The record is from RefSeq and is a predicted model, not a curated record. Gene Ontology annotation, cellular component: chromatin; nucleus. Bases 540 to 1322 code for a protein of 260 amino acids. Gene Ontology annotation, molecular function: histone binding; chromatin binding. Lineage: Eukaryota; Metazoa; Arthropoda; Insecta; Coleoptera; Curculionidae. Gene Ontology annotation, biological process: nucleosome assembly.